This is a messenger RNA of Stylonychia lemnae, 1119 nucleotides long. The record is from the annotation of a GenBank genome assembly. NCBI's taxonomy places the organism in Eukaryota, Ciliophora, Spirotrichea, Sporadotrichida, Oxytrichidae.
AUGACUUAAUUAAAGGCAACUCUGCUUUAGCAAUAAUAAGCAAAAAAGAGGAGACAGAGCGAUGAUACCAGAGAUAGUUCCAACGACAAGAGGAGCACAUCGACACCAACCAAGUUGAAGAAGUAUAUCGGGGAGGCUCCAGACGAGGUUGUGACAAGGAAAAAGAAGAAGACCUUGAGUUUAAAAGAUGUCAGAAAAAGCAGAUAUGCCUAUAAUGAUUUUGUGCCUAGACCAUCUCUGCUGGAUCAAGUCUAUACAGACUCUUCGAUUUCUUAAUCACCUUUUAAAGGAAUGAUGAGACUUUCGCUUAUUAUUGCCUUUAUUUUUGUUGUCAAUAGUAUUGCAAGCCUUUGUCAACCACUAUUUGAUUCUGAAAGGUUUCCCAUGAAUUCCUACUUCAAGAUGAACAGAGACUAUAUGGAAGCAUAUAAUUUGGAGUUAGCUGUGAAAUAAACAGGUACAAAGGUAGAGUUUUCCUCUAAAUACCCUAAAAACAUUAAUAUAUGGGAUUUUAUGCACUUUAUGCUCCACCCUAUGGUAGUGUAUGAGACUUAUCAAAGCCAGCUCAUUCCACUUGCUCAUUUGUUGCAAGAUGGAGUCUCGAGUCUUGAAUUAUUCUCUAGCUUCUACGUCCCAAUUAUGAUGAUGUAUUUCACUUGCUUCUUUAUAGUAUUUGACUUCGCCUGCAAUUUCUGGGCUGAGGUUUCUGGAUUCGCUGAUAGACAAUUCUAUUAAGACUUUUGGAAUAGUACGAAUUUCGACGAGUAUGCUAGGAAAUGGAACCGACUAGUUCAUGAAUUCUUGUAUAGACACUUCUACUUGGAGUAUCUAAUGAGAUACAAGGUGACAGUUUUCCAGGCCAAUAUACUGACAUUUGUAUUUAGUAUCCUCUUCCAUGAAAUUUUCUUGACAGUGCUCUUCCACAAAGUAUCUUUCUAUCUUACCAGUCUUCAAGUUAUCCAAGUUUCUGCGGUGUCGUUGUUCCAAAAAUUCAAGGGAAGGCUAGUUGGUAAUAUCUUUUUCUGGUCCAGUCAAAUGUUCGGAAUAACAAGUGUCUUAUUCAGUUAUACCUAUGACUAUUGCAAUUUCUGGUACAAUCCAGGAGGAGACUAUUAUUGA